Scleropages formosus (Asian bonytongue) is the source of this 3489-nucleotide messenger RNA. It is a transcript of the gene mmel1, whose product is annotated as membrane metallo-endopeptidase-like 1. The record is from RefSeq and is a predicted model, not a curated record. The transcript has 24 exons. Gene Ontology annotation, cellular component: plasma membrane. Gene Ontology annotation, biological process: protein processing. Lineage: Eukaryota; Metazoa; Chordata; Actinopteri; Osteoglossiformes; Osteoglossidae. Gene Ontology annotation, molecular function: metalloendopeptidase activity. Bases 185 to 2494 code for a protein of 769 amino acids.
CGCAACGACACAGACGCGUCCUCUCGCAGCCACUUGUCCAGCUGUGCCUCCUCGCAGAGCGCCGCGCGAUGAGAGCAGAGCGCUGUCGGCCAGGCUGCUGAACAUCUCUGGGGGGAGAGAGACGCCUGUUUGCGCCGGACAAACCGUGGAGGGACCUCCACCUUCGACGGGCAGGGCGCAGAGAAUGGGCAAAUCGGAAAGCCAGAUGGACAUCGUGGAGAAGUGGCCGAAGGCAGGCAAGCACCGCUGGAGCGCCACCGAGGUGGGACUGUCGGUGCUGCUGCUGCUCGUGAGCUGCGCGCUGGCCGGGCUCGUGGUUCUCUACACGUCGGCCGUGCAAGAACGAUCCCACCGAACCGCCCCCCCAAGGAAGGCGCUUGUUGACGGCUUGUUGUAUCGUCAAAACACAAACAAUGUUUGCACUACCCCAGAAUGUGUGACAUCUGCUGCAAGACUCCUUCAGAACAUGGACCCCAAGGUGGAACCCUGCGAGAACUUCUACCAGUACGCCUGCGGAGGCUGGUUGGAGCGACACGUGAUCCCGGAGACCAGCUCCCGACACAGCAUUUUUGACAUCUUAAGAGACGAACUGGAAAUCGUGCUGAAGGGGGUUCUGGAAACCCGGAACGGCAUGGACAGAGAUGCAUUCAAGAAAGCCAAGACGCUUUACAGCUCCUGCAUGAAUGAAAGCUUGAUCGAGCAACGCGAUUCGCAGCCGCUCCUGAAGCUCAUCGACACCGUCGGGGAUUGGCCCGUGGCCUCGGAGGACUGGAAUAGCACCGGAGGAGACGCGUGGAGUCUGGAAGACACCCUGGCCACCCUCAACGCUCGAUUCCACAAAAAGGUUCUGGUGGACCUAUUUGUGUGGACGGACGAUCGCGAUUCCAGCAGACAUAUCAUCUACAUUGACCAGCCUGGGCUUGGAAUGCCAUCGAGGGAUUAUUACUUCAAUGAUGGCAGCUACAAACGCGUGAGAGAGGCGUACCUGAAGUUCAUGGUGUCCCUGGCGAAGAUAGCUCGGGAGGACAGGAACCUGACACAGGACGAUGACCGCAUUUGGGAGGAGAUGAUGAUGGUGAUGGAGCUGGAGACAGAUAUUGCUAAUGCUACAUCCCCCGCCGAAGAGCGCCAGGAUGUCACCCUGCUUUACAACAAGAUGACGCUGAGUGAGGUCCAGGAAACCUUCGGUCUCAAUGGCUUCAACUGGACUCGGUUUGUUCGAGGCGUGCUCUCUAGCGUCGCCAUUGACGUGCAGCCCCAGGAGGAGGUUGUGGUGUAUGGCGCCCCCUAUCUGCAGAAGCUGGGUGAUGUGCUCAUCAAACAUGAUACCAGGACCAUGCAGAAUUACCUUACCUGGCAGCUCAUCAUAGAGAGAGUGAGCAGUCUAAGUCGGCGCUUCAAGGAGGCACGGGCUCAGUACAGAAAGGCACUGUAUGGGACCACCGCUGAGGAGGCACGCUGGCGGGACUGCGUACGCUACGUGCAGAGCAGCAUGGAGAACGCAGUGGGUGCCCUCUACGUCCGUGAGACAUUUGCUGGGGAGAGCAAGCGCAUGGUGAGUGAUUUGAUCAAGAAAAUUCAAGAGGCCUACGUGGAGACGCUGGAGGAACUGAGCUGGAUGGAUGCUCAGUCUAAAGAGAAGGCCAGGGAGAAGGCCAUGUCGAUCAAGGAGCAGAUUGGUUACCCCGAUCACAUUCUGGAAGAGAAGAAUCGGAAGCUGGAUCUAGAAUAUGCUCAUCUGAACUUCAGUGAGGAGAACUAUUUUGAGAACAUCCUGGAGAACCUCCAGGCAGGGGCACAUAAGAGUCUGAGGAAACUGAGAGAACCAGUGGAUCCUGAUGUGUGGAUUAUUGGAGCUGCAGUGGUCAAUGCUUUCUACUCUCCUAACAGAAACCAGAUAGUUUUCCCUGCUGGAAUCCUGCAGCCUCCUUUCUUUAGCAAACAUCAACUCCAGGCUCUGAACUUCGGGGGAAUAGGAAUGGUAAUCGGACAUGAAAUCACCCAUGGCUUUGAUGACAAUGGACGCAAUUUUGACAAGGAUGGGAACAUGAACAACUGGUGGAGCAACUACUCUGCAGAGCACUUUAAAGACCAGUCCCAGUGUAUGGUGCAGCAGUACGGCAACUUCUGCUGGAAGCUUGCAGGGGGGCAGAAUGUCAGUGGAAUCAGCACUUUAGGGGAAAACAUUGCAGACAACGGAGGGGUCCGUCAGGCGUACAAGGCCUACAUGAAGUGGGUGGAGAGGGAAGGUGAGGAACAGCGUCUGCCUGGCCUGGAUCUCAAUCACAGACAGCUGUUCUUUCUCAACUUCGCCCAGGUGUGGUGCGGCUCUUACCGACCAGAGUACGCCAGCCAGUCUAUCAAGACAGACUCACACAGCCCCCUUGAAUACAGAGUGAUGGGAUCUCUGCAGAAUUUCAAUUCAUUCUCGGAGGCGUUCAGCUGCAAGCCAGGUAGCCCCAUGAACCCUGUGGUGAAAUGCAGGGUGUGGUAACCAGUGGGUGCUCUUCACUGUUUUGAUGUGGAUGGUGGGGGCCGCAGCUAGGCAGCCAUGUGCCUGUCUACCACAUCUUGUGUCCUACCCGCAUUGCUCAGCGGAAACUGCUUCCAGCGCAGGCAGCGGAGUUGCAGAGGACCGUCUAGAGUGGACAACACGUAGAAGUUGCUGUCUUUGCAAAUUAAAACAGCUAGGGCUAUGUUCUGAAAGUAACGACAGUCAGUCCUGAUGUGAUGUAGAUAGCGCUGCAAGAUCGGAGGUGAGUUUUCAGCGGCGGGUCUCCUGUCCGAUGGACUUGCAUAUUCUUUGCUUUAACGAGUAGGUGUUGCCUGUCUCUGUUUACAAAGUGAAUCGUUAUUAAGUGGUUAUGUACAACUGUACACCUGCACCUACAGUACACGUUGAAGGUAGAGCAAUUGCCUUACUGGUCAUUAAGGUAGCCAGGCCUACUGCUAGCUUUUAUUGCACUUUUUAACGCUACGGUGAGAAUUCUGCCUAAAGACGUUUCCCCUGCCUGAAGGGAAUGGCAGUGAAGAUGCGUUAAUGGCGCGAGGCUGCUUCCAGGCCAGAGUCCCGCAUAUAACCCAAGCUUUCCUUCCACCUUCAGGAAAAUAAUUUGAAUCUACUGACAAGGAAUAUUUGAAAAAUACUUUGCCCAUGGGGGAAAAAAAAAAGAAGAAUAAACUCAGUGACAUUAAAACAAAUAGCCUGUGAAGCAGUUAAGCAUGUAGUCAUGCUGAGCUACUCCUAUAAUGAAGGGACAGUGGACAGUAAGCAGUAAACUGGAAGAUGAGUGACUCUAAGACUGUUAAACAUGAGCUUUAAUCCUAGAUGUGUAUGUAUAUUUUAAAUAAAAAAAUGAAACAGUUCUGAAUGCUGUUUUGAUAAAUUGCCUUUUUAAAAUCGUGCCAAGACAUUUACAAAUAAAACUACAGUACUGUUAUCAGAGUAUCUUCUGUCGCAAAUAAAUUCGUAUAUGUCAGUUAAUCCUA